Molecule: messenger RNA, 836 nt
Organism: Magnolia sinica
Lineage: Eukaryota; Viridiplantae; Streptophyta; Magnoliopsida; Magnoliales; Magnoliaceae
Product: pathogenesis-related protein STH-2-like
Exons: 2
Coding region: 173-742 (189 amino acids)
Biological process (GO): defense response; abscisic acid-activated signaling pathway
Cellular component (GO): nucleus; cytoplasm
Molecular function (GO): signaling receptor activity; abscisic acid binding; protein phosphatase inhibitor activity
Source: RefSeq, a predicted model, not a curated record
UACAAGCCUUAGUAUCUCCACAAUUUCAUAAUUACCAUUUGUCUCAACCUCCAAACAUAGCCCAAGAUUGGAAUAUUACAGAAUUUUUAAUGUAUUGAAAUGGAGCUAAUUCCUAUGAAAGAUAACUCACUUCUCCCACCUUCCUUUCUACCCUCUACCUAUAUAAAUCUCCAUGCAAAUUCUCAUAUUUUCACAAGCUCAAUCCCAUCUAUUUACUACCCAAAAAAACCCACAAUACAUUAAUACUAUUGAAAUCAUGGUUGCAGGUACAGUGAGUCAUGAAAUCCUUUCUCCAAUUUCACCGUCUAGACUCUGGAAGGCGAUCGUGAAGGACUCCCACAACCUCAUGCCCAAGCUCAUGCCUGAAAUCAUAUCAAGCAUCGUUAUCCUUGAAGGUGAUGGUGGGGUUGGCACGAUCAGACAGUCCAACUUCACUGAUGCUAUCAAGGACUUCAGCUACUGGAAGGACCGCAUAGACGAGAUCGAUGAUGAUAAGCAUGUGUUCAAGUACUCAGUGAUCGAGGGUGGCCUUCUUGGUAAGAAAGUGAAGUCGACUACAUUUACUCUAGAGUUCAAAGGCGGCGUUGAGGGCGGGAGCGUAUGCAAGUUCCAUGGAGAGUUUGAAACUGUGGAAGGAAGCGUGCCGAAAGAAGAUGAAACAAAGGAGAUGAUGGGAAACAUGGUGGGAAUGUUCAAGGCUGUAGAAGGCUAUCUCCUUGCAAAUCCAAAUGCAUAUGCUUAGCUUUGGUUUUUAUGUUGGGAAGAUUGUUGUAAUCCUUUCAUCUUGGGUUUUGCAUGAUUGUUGAAUAAGUUCCAUUUCCUUGGAAUGUGUUUGA